AUGCAGCAACAAGGGGAUCAGCCCUCAAUCCCAGAGCCGGGAACUCCACCUCGUCCACCUUAUUCCCCGGUGACACCCGUGUUUGCCCAUCUCGCGCCUGUCGCCUCCAAUGAGCCAUCAAUCGUACCGCCACCUGCAUCUCCCUCUCCAACCUCACACCUCCCUGCACAGACAUAUGCCAACUAUUCACACACCCCGCCUCCUCCGGCCAAUCCACCCGUCUUCAAGCCCCGACCGCCCCCUGUCCCUAUCUCCGAGAGCGAGAAUCCAGAUGCCAUCGCGCUCCGUUCCGCCAUCUCGAUCCUGCAAAUGCAGAAGCAGCAAAGUUUACGCGACAUCCAGGCUUUAGAUCGCAUGAAAGAGGCCGCCGCUGCUGAUCCAGAGGCCUUUGCGCGCGAGCUGGCAGCAGGUCGGUUGAAGACUGAGGACCAUGGUGCUGUGAUUCAGUUUUCCGAGGACGAUGCGGGGGACGAUGAAGAUAAUGAAGAAGGAUCAACACGCACGAAUCCAGACGGCUCGCCAGCUUCGCAUUUCGGCCAUAUCCCCGUUCCCCAGAAUAUCGUCCGUAUGCCUCCAAUCAACUGGGCCAAGUACCAGGUUGUGGGAGAACCGCUUGAUCGCAUGCACGAAGAGCAAUUACAUCGACCGAGCUCUGGGGAGCCGGGACGAGGGCGCGCGCCGGAGCAUAUCUUGGCGUCGCCCUAUCGGCCGCUGGUAGAUCAGUUGGAAGGACCCCCGAAACUCGGCCGUCCCAGCAAGGCAAAGAAGACUUGA
This is a messenger RNA of Penicillium robsamsonii, 774 nucleotides long. RefSeq lists its product as uncharacterized. The transcript has a single exon. NCBI's taxonomy places the organism in Eukaryota, Fungi, Ascomycota, Eurotiomycetes, Eurotiales, Aspergillaceae. Bases 1 to 774 code for a protein of 257 amino acids. The record is from RefSeq and is a predicted model, not a curated record.